Dipodomys spectabilis (banner-tailed kangaroo rat) is the source of this 818-nucleotide messenger RNA. It is a transcript of the gene Upk3bl2, whose product is annotated as uroplakin 3B like 2. Lineage: Eukaryota; Metazoa; Chordata; Mammalia; Rodentia; Heteromyidae. The transcript has 6 exons. Bases 1 to 804 code for a protein of 267 amino acids. The record is from RefSeq and is a predicted model, not a curated record.
AUGCUGCAGAUGGACAACACAUGGACGGACGGACGGACAGGCCCCCGGAGGCGCAGCACAGCCAUGGGGCUCAGCGUCUGGCUGCUGCCGUCCUUGCUGCUGCUGGCCGGUGUCCGGCCAGGGGCCGGCGUGGAGCGCAUCGGCUACGUGCCCCGGUUCUUGGAUGCCAGCCUGGCAGGGCAGCGCACCCAGUCCACCUUUGCACUGGAGCAGCCCCUGGACCAGUUCAACAGCUCCCCCAUCUCGGAUCUCGACCCCAUCUGGCUGGUGGUGGCCCUGAGCAACGCCACCCAGAGUUUCACUGACCCCCCAAGGAUAGAGGACAGCCCUGUGCCUGCUGACCUCCCCCACCGCAGCUUCUACCUCACCCUGAGGGCCAGCCGGGAGCGCUACCUGGGUGACCGGCCCGGUGGCCAGCUCCGCUUGCUCCGGGUGGGUAAUGACACCCACUGUGCCCCUGAGAAGCUGAGCUGUAACACCCCACUGCCCGGCCCCGGCCCCUACAGGGUGAAGUUCCUGGUGAUGAACGACAGUGGACCUGUGGCUGACACGGAGUGGUCCAAGGAUAUAUUCCUACCCCAAGCCCAGGCUUUCCAAGCAGCCCCAGGGGCCCAGAGUGAGGGCACCGUGGUCAUCAUUGCCAUCCUAUCCAUCCUGCUGGCCAUCCUCCUCAUUGCCCUCCUCAUCCUGCUCAUCCACACAUGCUGCAGGGGCAAGGCUGUCCCCAGCCCAGUGGAGCAGGUUCACAUAAGAAGUUACAGUCCUCACCACACGCUAGGCCCUGUGACCAUGGACACCUCCUGAGCAGCUCUGGGAGU